UGCCUUAUUUACCGCAUACGGCCCUUCCUUAUCCCCUGUGCGUGCAAGGGCUGCAUGUGGGUUGUGUUAUCUUUAAGUAGGAGGCACAGGAAGGAUCAGAUGAGGGGAGAACAAGCAAUAAUAAGAACUGAGCAGAAGUAGCAGCAGCAGACAUGGCCAAACGUGGUGCUGUCAAAGAGCUGACCCACGAAAACUGGGAGGAUGAGGAUGAGCCAGAGGACAUGGGGACCUUCCGCCAGGCCACCUCGGAUCAGCUGGCUGGGCGACAGAUCAAGAAGGCUCGGAGGAGAGGCAUGACAUCGGACAACUCCUCAGGGAUUGGAAUAUUCAAAGGCCUGACAUCCUUCUCCAGCUUUGGUGCAAAUAAGGAUGCCCCUAGUCAGCCUUCCUUCAGCUUUCUCAGCAAGGAUUCUGCUCCCAAGCCCACAUUUGAUAUCCUCAGCACCUCCAAAUCAAACACAACUACGUCCUUUACCACUAAAUCUGAAGUUAGUUCCCCUGAGAAAAAACCCGCACUGCCAACAUUUAAGUUCACUAAAGAUCCUCCAACCAGUGCACCAGAACCCAAGACGAAUGGCAUUGGACCCCCCAAGACAAACUCUGACUCUGCAGGAAGGAAAGGAAACAAGGUGUUCCUGAGCCACCUGAAGGCACUCAAUGAAGGUGUGGUCAAGUGGGUGAAGCAGCACCUGGACACAAACCCCCAUGUCAACCUUUCACCGGUGUUUGACGACUACAAGAAGCACUUCGAGGAGCUGACAAAGAAGUACCCAUCUUCAGGAGAGAGCGAGAGUGAUGACAUCGCGGUGGAGAUGGAAGAGCCGAGUAAGGACGAGGUUAAUGAGAAGGAGAACCAGCCUGUAGCCGCUAAGAUGCCCUUCUCAUUCACUUCCACUGUAUCGUCGUCCUCUGAGAAGUCUGUGUUUGGCGGCAGUUCAGCAUCAACAGACAAAAAGACUGGGUUAGGUUCCCCUGUCAAGCCUAUGUUUUCCUUUGGAGCAUUUGAGAAAAAGGCUCCAGAGAAGUCACUCUUUGGUGGCAGUACAGGAACCAGCAGCAUAUUUGGUAGCUUUACUUCCUCCUCCACCACUACCACCACCACCACCACAGGAAGCACCACCAAGGAAAACGCAGAAGCAGAUCCAAAUGAACCAUCUGAUGAACCCCCCAAAGUAGAGGUGAAUGAGGUGAAGGAGGACGAUGCUAUAUAUGAAAAGAAGUGCAAGCUGUUCUACAUGAAGGACGGGGGUUAUGUGGAGAAGGGUGUUGGCACACUGUUCCUCAAGCCGGCCGGGGAGAAGACUCAGCUGCUGAUCAGGGCGCUCACCAACCUGGGAAACAUCUUACUCAACAUCAUCCUCAACCCCACCAUCCCCACUGCCAGGGCAGGGAAGAACGGAGUCAUCAUUGCCUGCAUCCCCAACCCUCCCCUCUCCAGCUCCAGUGCGGCAUCCAAUGAUCCUGUCAAGAUGCUGAUACGCGUCAAGACUGCAGAGGAUGCUGACGCCCUUAAUGAGAAGAUCACCGAGCUCAAGAAAUAGACCUAAGAGUACACUUAGGAAGGCAUUUAUUACCAGAACUUGGGCUUGAAUGUUAUGCCAGACCUGUCCUGAUGCUACGAUCCUCAGUGCAUGGUAAUGAAAAUGUGGAGAAUGUUAGGUUGACCUGUUUGGUUACUGUGUUUCUUGAGGAGUGAUUAUCGUGCUGUGAGAUAUGCUGGUGCCCAGACUGGAAGGCUCAGCAAGCUCAAGGGAAUGUAAGGCUGCAGGAGCAAGCCAAGCCAAGCUGCUCAUCCUAUUUUGAUACUGAAAACCCUCAUUUGUUUGCCGACCAGCAUGGAUCCAUUGAACUGUGAAUGUCAAAUGUGAAUGAUGCAAAUGUGCGAGGUGUUCCAUCUGAAAAUGUGUGAUUUAUUUGUAGAGUAAUUAUCGUGUUGGUAUAUAUUCAUUGAAAAGACUGGCAGGUACUCAAAUUUAUGUCUUGGGUUCACACUGCCAAGCCCCAGGUGUGCAUGAAGGAGACUGAUUGGAGAAAGAUUUCUUUCAUUGAGAAAUUAUAUUCUUUUGUUUGUGAACACAGUACUUGCAUCUGUAUCUUAUAUCUUGUUAACUUGUACCCACUUUGUUCAUAGAUCCCUUUCAUUGAUUUUUUUUUUUUUUUUUUUUUUUGAACACUACUUGCAUCUUUAUGCUAUGUCUUGUUAACUUUGUUAACUUAUACCCAUUUCUUCCCCUAUGCUUAAUGUGUUUUCACCUUUUCCUGGUCACAUCAGUCUUCCAUGCAGUUUACUUUUUUGUGCUGUGCUUUUGCCUUAUAACCUGCAGUUUUAUUCCCUUCUAUCAGUGAUCUUUCACCAUUCUUCAUUCAUAUUUUAUUCACUUCUCAUCUUUCAUAUUUUUUAUCUUUUAAAGUGUUCAGUCUCAUAAUUUACACCUCCCAGUGUGAUAUGUACAUGCAUUCAUUUCAGCUUUGUGGAACGCUCAGUAUGUCUUUAUUAUUAGAACCUUGCAUUUGUUAUCAACUUUUAGAGGAUGUAGGUCAUGCAUAUUUGGAUACCAGAGUAGCUGAUGAUGACACUUAAUAACGUGUGUGCUCCAAGCUAUUGCCUCAGUGAAUUUAUCAAUACAUACUGCCAGAAGAUUGUAAAUUCUUGCAAGCUUCGUAUGUUGAGGUGCUGUGGUAUCUGUUAAAGGAGAUUAUAUAGUGUACAGACUUGGUAGAGUAUUCUUGAUCCCAUAUGUGUGGCAUUUUUAGUGUAAAUGUAACAAUGUGAUAUGGUUGACUACCUGUGGUGGAAGGGACGCCACAAGCUGGUACAGUACAUUUCCCCUGCUUGAUCAAAGUGUAUGUGUUUAGAUAAAGUUGGUGACAUUG
Molecule: messenger RNA, 2874 nt
Organism: Scylla paramamosain (green mud crab)
Lineage: Eukaryota; Metazoa; Arthropoda; Malacostraca; Decapoda; Portunidae
Gene: Nup50
Product: nuclear pore complex protein Nup50-like
Exons: 2
Coding region: 153-1541 (462 amino acids)
Biological process (GO): protein import into nucleus
Cellular component (GO): nuclear pore
Source: RefSeq, a predicted model, not a curated record